Biomphalaria glabrata is the source of this 1756-nucleotide messenger RNA. RefSeq names its product mitochondrial amidoxime-reducing component 1-like. Gene Ontology annotation, molecular function: pyridoxal phosphate binding; molybdenum ion binding; catalytic activity. The transcript is spliced from 10 exons. Bases 397 to 1419 code for a protein of 340 amino acids. The record is from RefSeq and is a predicted model, not a curated record. NCBI's taxonomy places the organism in Eukaryota, Metazoa, Mollusca, Gastropoda, Planorbidae.
AGUAACGUGAGACUGUAAACUUUGACCUCUGGCCUUCAUAAUAACCAUAACAUGUUGUAUUGUUCGUCUUUGUAUGUAACAGACCUAUCUUUGUCAUAGCAAGGGACAGAGUGGAUGAGUCAUUGAACAUAUUGCUACAUUCAGAUGAACCUUUUUUUUAAUUAUAAAGAUUUACUUUUAUUGUGGUCCAAAAUAUUAUGGUCCAAUUUACCAUCUUACAGUAAUCAAUCCUUGAGGAUACCGUACAUUUUAAAAAUGGAUUAAUUUUACAUGGGAUUAAAAGUCUGAUUGUCAUUAACUUCGAAAUUGUCACUAACAGGAAAGCAAGUAUCAUCUUUUAAACAGUGUAAGUAGGCUUAGAAGUCAGAAACAAAGGUGGAAUAGAAAAGAUCCACCAUGUUUCUGCAACAAGAGUCAGCUCAUCUUAUGGCAACCUUAGCUGGAGCAGCCUUAUUCAAAGUGAUAGCACUGUCUUACGUCGAAAAGAACCACAGAAAACGUUUUCAAAAGCCUAUUACUGAACAGAUAGGUACUGUGGCAAAUUUGUUCAUAUACCCAGUAAAGUCCUGUGGAGUGACUGAGGUUACAGAAGCUGACUGCACAUCCGUUGGACUUCAGUUUGAAGGUUUGACUGAUAGACACUGGAUGAUAAUUGAUGAAAACAUGCAGGUUCUAACGAUGAAAGAAGCUCCUCGGCUGACAUUAAUCAAAUGCAUUAGUUUCGGUGACAGUAUUCGGUUGACUGCUCCUGGAAUGACACCUUUGGAACUUUCAAAGAACCCGGACAUUAGGUCACAUGAUCGUCAAGUAAAAAUAAUGUGCCAACAAGCAAUACCCAUUGUACAUUGCGGCUCCCAGGCCGAGUCAUGGAUCUCCACGUUUCUACAGAGACCUGCUAGGAUAGUGUACUCGUGUUCAGAUCUAGGAGUUAGGGAUGUAUUCGAUCGAAAAAGAAAAUGGCCGAACAGUGCAAGAAAGGGUGAUUCGACUAUAUUUUCCUACCUGACUUCCUACUUGGUGUGUACCUCUGCAUCUUUAAACCUUAUUAAUGGUCAGUUGACAUCGCCAGUGUCCAUGGUCAACUUUAGGCCUAGUAUUGUAGUGGAGAACACAGAGCCGUUUGAUGAGGAUAUGUGGACAGAGGUCAAGAUUGGGGAACACGUCUUGUUUCAUUCAGUGGAGCCUUGCAGAAGGUGCACAAUUACAACCAUUGAUCCAGUAACAGCCAAAUCCAGGGACGAUAGACAACCUCUAGAAUUACUCAAAUCAUUUCGGUGCAGACAGCCGUACGGAACAGCUCCUAUAUUCGGACUCUACUUGUCCCUUGAUAUUGCAGGUCAUAUUAGAGUUGGGGACCCUGUUUUAGUUUUGAAAGCAGACGAUUCAAAGUUUACGUUCCAGAGUAGUUCAUACUUUUAGGAAUAUUUUGUUUAGUGUCUAGUAAAUUGGAAAAUGUUUCACUGAGAAAAAUGUGCAUAAUUUAAAUUAACCAAACGUUGUUUUUUUCUUAAUAUGGAAAAUGAUCUAUAUAUGCAAAUGUUCCCCUCAACCAUUCUAAUGUAUCAUGUUUUGAGACAUUGUCUUAAUUAUAGGCAAGUACUGAAGCUAACUCUAUAGGUAUGUGUUGCAAAAUAUUUUUUUAAGCCACAUCGCAAACAUCAGUUAUUUUCCUCAACUGUUUAUAAGCCUAUAUUUAUGAGUUAUAGGCCUACCCAUGGUUAUACCACUUGUAAUAAACAAAUAUGUUUCGUAUAUA